This is a messenger RNA of Peromyscus eremicus (cactus mouse), 3232 nucleotides long. RefSeq names its product transmembrane protein 135 (gene Tmem135). The transcript is spliced from 15 exons. NCBI's taxonomy places the organism in Eukaryota, Metazoa, Chordata, Mammalia, Rodentia, Cricetidae. The record is from RefSeq and is a predicted model, not a curated record. Bases 183 to 1559 code for a protein of 458 amino acids.
CGCGCUGCCAUACGCGGACCGGCCAACAUCCGAGGACUCCGGCCUGGAGUAACCCGCUCGCGUGACCUUUCCGCGGCCCGCACGCCUAGGCCAGCUCGGCGCCCGUCCCGCCGUUGCGUGUCCGCCGCCCCCGCCGAGCCCUGCGGUCCUCUGACCACGCGCAGUCACCACCGCCGCUCGUCAUGGCGGCCCUCAGCAAGUCCAUCCCUCAUAACUGCUACGAGAUCGGCCACACUUGGCACCCCUCCUGCCGGGUCUCCUUCCUGCAGAUCACUUGGGGCGCCCUGGAGGAGUCCCUCAAGAUCUACGCGCCCCUGUACCUGAUUGCAGCCGUUCUCCGGAAGCGUAAGCUGGAGUAUUACCUGUACAAGCUGCUCCCUGAGAUCCUCCAGUCCGCCUCUUUCCUGACCGCUAAUGGGGCCUUGUAUAUUACUUUCUUCUGUGUUUUAAGGAAGAUCCUUGGAAAAUUCUACUCCUGGACUCCUGGCUUUGGUGCUGCUCUACCAGCCUCCUAUGUGGCCAUUCUAAUUGAGAGGAAAAGCAGGAGAGGGCUGCUCACAAUUUAUAUGGCCAACUUGGCCACAGAAACACUGUUUAGAAUGGGUGUUGCAAGAGGAACCAUCACAACAUUAAGAAACGGAGAAGUCCUUUUGUUCUGCAUCACAGCGGCCAUGUACAUGUUCUUUUUCAGGUGCAAAGAUGGUUUGAAGGGCUUUACGUUUUCUGCACUUAGGUUUAUCGUAGGGAAGGAAGAGAUUCCCACGCAUUCUUACUCACCAGAGACAGCAUAUUCGAAAGUGGAACAGAAGAGGGAGACGCACAGCAGGAAGCCAAGAGGAAUGAAUCUCAUCGCUCUGGUUAGGACGCUUGUGGAUUCCAUAUGCAAGCAUGGACCAAGGCACAGGUGCUGCAAGCAUUAUGAAGAUAACUGCAUAUCCUACUGCAUUAAAGGUUUCAUCAGAAUGUUCAGCGUGGGUUACCUGAUCCAAUGCUGUCUCCGGAUCCCCUCUGCAUUCAGGCAUCUGUUCACAGAACCGUCCCGGCUACUCUCACUCUUCUACAACAAAGAAAACUUCCAGCUGGGGGCUUUUCUUGGAUCCUUUGUUAGUAUAUAUAAGGGGACGAGUUGUUUCCUCCGCUGGAUCCGGAACCUGGAUGACGAGCUGCAUGCUAUUGUGGCUGGGUUUUUGGCAGGUGUAUCAAUGAUGUUUUAUAAGAGCACAACAAUUUCCAUGUACUUAGCUUCCAAACUGGUGGAGACCAUGUAUUUUAAGGGCAUCGAAGCCGGAAAGGUUCCCUAUUUUCCUCAAGCAGAUACUAUCAUCUAUUCCAUCUCUACAGCAAUUUGCUUCCAUGCAGCCGUUAUGGAAGUUCAGAACUUGCGACCAUCUUACUGGAAGUUCCUUUUACGGCUCACCAAGGGCAAGUUUGCACUCAUGAACCGCAAAGCCCUGGAUGUGUUUGGUACUGGUGCAUCUAGAGAAUUUCACAAUUUCAUCCCCAGACUAGAUCCACGAUACACGAUUGUCACACCGGAGCUGCCCAUAGACUUUUCCUGAAGAUGACUGUAACUUAUGGACUGUGUUUCACCAUUUUCUCCUGAAGCGUUAAUUAUGUUCAACACAGAAGGGGCCCAAGCUGAACCUCAGUGUUAUGUCAACGAGAGAUGCUUUUUCUUUCCAAACCAAUCAGAAAUACAGAAGCUUUUUAGAAAGGCAUUGCUUAAUAAUUAAGCUUCCUCUGUAGCCAGAAUCUAAUUCUGGACCAUGUAGUGUUGACAUUAUGAUAUAUUGUUGAUUAAAUUAUGUCCACAAAGAAUAUUGAAUAAUCUAUGUAGAAAUAUAAUAAGAAAAAUAUACUUAAAAUUACUUUAAAAGAUGUCUUUAGUUCAUUCCAAUAGAAUUUUUGGUCAAAGCUAAGAAUAUUUCUCCACUUUAGGAUUUAAAAAGGAUCACGGGUACAUGGAGUCAAUCUGUGAUUUCUAAGCUUUUGAAUGGAUUUCUGUAGCUAAGGGGCGUUGGAGAUGUACAGAGCCCUCCAUGGGGCAUUGCUGCUUUAGUGUGGGGCAAUGUGGAGAAAGUGACCAUUCUUAUUUCAGGGAUGCAAACAUGGGUCUCGUACUAUUUGGGCCAAUGUCAUGGUGGUAUCCAUGCUCUUUUGUUCAGCUGACAGUCCCAGCUCUCUUCAAAGUGACCAGGUAGGCUGUUUGGCAGUCUAGUGACCUAACCUGCUCCUAGCAGGUUAGGAACUAAUGGAAACCGACAUGUCCUGCCAUGGAAAAAGUAUGUCUCAGUGUUCACAGGAGUGUUACACCUGAAUAUUGUCGAGCAGAUACUUAGAGGCCAAUCUUUACACCUCCUACAGGCAUAUUACGUUUCUUUUCACUUAACAAUGGCCGAACUCUUUGUAGCUCAGUUUGAAUGCCAUUGGUGUUUUAGAAGAGGUUAAGGUCCGGUGGAACAAAGGAGCUUUGGGCCAGUUUGGCAGUUGGUAACCUCUCUAAUGUCUCACCUAAAUGGGAUGUUUUACAAGUAAAAAUGUGAAAAUGCAAUGAUUGCUGGGAGUUCGCCUCUCCCUGAUUGGAUUUCUGCUCCCCUGCUUCCUGUUCAUUAACCAGUUCACUCUGGAGUUAAGGGACAACAGAUCGUUGGUGCUGAUUAUGGAAGUAGUCCAGGACAGCUGACUGAAAUAUGAUCACUGGGUUUUUCUGGGGAAAGCUGUACUUUUCUAGGUUAAUAAAAGGCUAAAAUUGAUGAUGUGUCUACAGUUAAUGUAACAUAUAGGAAUUAUCUUUAAAUAUAUAAUUUGGUUGCUAAAAAAGGUUUCAGGCCAUUGUAAAUUAUGCAGCAGGACUUGUGUUAUAACAGGAAUUGUAACCCAGACAUUGAAAGUGCUUAAUCCCCUAUAUUCAAUUGCGUCAAGCCUUGUAUAAUUGUAUUUCUAUGUAAUCCUACCCUUGGGUAUUAGGGUAAACCUUUACAAAGAGACAGACUCUAGUGCCACCAUGUAAGAGAAUCACUUUAGUUUGGUCAGAAUUUGGCAUUGUGGUUAGCUUUCUAGAGUGGACUUUCCCAUUGUGUAAUACCAUUGGUUGAAGGAUCACGUUGGACUUCAGCACUGAGUCAUUCAUGCAGUUUUAGGUUUUUAUUCACUGGAAUUGAACUGACGAUUAGUCCUCUGUUUACUUUUGAAAAUGAAGUAUUAAAGCACUGAGAACUCCUGGCUACCUGCA